Molecule: messenger RNA, 2874 nt
Organism: Xenia sp. Carnegie-2017
Lineage: Eukaryota; Metazoa; Cnidaria; Anthozoa; Malacalcyonacea; Xeniidae
Product: mediator of RNA polymerase II transcription subunit 16-like
Exons: 24
Coding region: 216-2735 (839 amino acids)
Biological process (GO): positive regulation of DNA-templated transcription
Cellular component (GO): mediator complex
Molecular function (GO): protein binding
Source: RefSeq, a predicted model, not a curated record
ACAAUCCGAAACAUCAGGUUGAAAGAAGUUCCUCUAACUCAGGAAUUUUCUUAUGUAUUAAUAGCUAAUAAAAAGGAAUUUUAAACCAAAACAAGGAAACGCAAAGAUCUGACAAAAGCAUUAUUAAAAAACAAAAAACGGAGAAAAGAAGAUAAUACCAACAUGGCUGACUUUUAUCAGGAUUCCUGUUUUAUUUAUUUUUCAUAAUAUUAUGGAUGAUCGUGGAUAUUCUUUCGUGCCAAUGUAAAGCAAUGUCUGCUGUUAAAAUAUUACCAGUUUAUAGAGUGCACAGCGCUUUGGACGACAGAAGAAAACGGCACAAUUUUCGAUCAGUUAAGUGUGCAUGGUCGUCAACCAACCAAAUAGCGUUUACAAGUCAUUGCUUAGGAGAUCGGACGGAAUCAUCUAACAAUGAGUUGAAUGAUGAGCACUUUGUUCAAAUAGUAGAUCCAAACAGACCAUGGGAUUUACAAAGCAUAAAAACAGAUCAUGCUGAGGUUAUCUCACACUUGAAAUGGAGUCCAUCAGCAUCUCAUUUUCUCACUGUUGAUUGUACUGGAGUAUUUAAGCUGUGGGGAAUGAAGAAUUGUUUGAUCAAUGAGUGGAAAUGUGAGCAAACAUACAAUAUUGGCGAGAAAAUAGUCUGUGUAUCUUGGAUCGGAACAUCUACAAAGUAUUUGUAUGGUGAAGUUACCAAAGAUUUGGGUCAUUUAAUGUCGAUGGGUGACGCAAGAGGCUUCCCUAGAAACAAAGCGAAACACCCGUUAUCCUACGUCAGAGGAAUGAGCGGUGAUGGUUGGAUCGCUGUGACGGAAGCAGCAAAAGUAUAUUUCUUCGGUAUAAAUGCUGAUCAUUUCCCGCAAGAAACAAUUGAUACUGACUUGCAAGGCGUGCAAGUUGGUGAUAUAGCGUUUUCCAAUGAUGGUCAGAUAAUCUUGGGACUCAGCGAUGGUACCAUUGGGUCAGUGGCAAGAUUUUAUGCAAUCAAAUUAAAUUGUAUGGCGAAAAAUAAAAUCACCAUUAGUUCGUCUGCACUUCAGACACUUUCUCCACACGCUAAUAUAUUGACCACACCCUUCUCUAUAACGCACAUUAAGUUCGUAUUUCAAAAUUCUGGAUCGCACGUUUUGAUUUGCAGUAAAGGGCUCGUGGAGUCGUCUGUUGAACGAUGGCAGUUGACAACUGAAGAACAACAGUUGCACGAGUUGUUUCACAAGCAACAGAUGAAACCAUCACCCAUAAAGAAAUUUCUUCUUGUGCAAUUAAAGAUUUGGGAAUGUGUUUCGGUGAACGUCUUACGUAAAACCAUAGUGGAUAUAGCUGUACCAUGGUUACCACUUGAACCAGAGAAAUCGCAAAAUAUAUCAUAUCCCAGACACAAUAUAAUACUGGGUUUCUCGGAUGGCAAUCUUAUGGCCUUAAAUAGUUUCAACCUACGGCAGGUCGAAGGCGAAUAUAAAGAUUUGGAAAGUUUUACAUCAUCGCCGUUACAUCCAGCGAAACGGCUGAAGACUUCUUACUAUACUCAAACAUGCGCGUUUUUGGCACUUCAUUAUUCGCCUUGUUCGUGUUGCAUUGUGGGUAUCACAGGCAACGGAUCGUUGUAUUUAUUCAAGUGCGAACAGGAUGAAGGUAUAAGCCAUAUUCCAAAUUCUGUUGCUUUUACAAAUUUACUGAAGUAUUGUCUGUUGUCCGACUGGCAGUCGUGGGACAUUUUCAUUGUUCUCAAACACCAACCAAAUGAUAUUUUGGACGCAACUCUUCGUUUAUUUGAGCAAGAGCUGCCUGCCUCGUCUUCUUUGUAUCAAAGUAAAAAAUUUCUUUCAAUAAAAGCCAGUUUAUUGAGCUUAUACCCGGAUUCGCACAAUAAAGCUUCUGACUGUCAUUCGAAGCAGUUUCUUUUGGCGUUGGAGAAUUUUUUCAAAUCCUUAGUUCCCGUCGGAGCUGAGAGAUUAUCAGGAUUUUGUGAGCAACCAACCGAUGUCGAUUUGGCCAUGACGUUGCAAAAUCUCGACCCGAAAGAAUUUGAGGUUGAUGCAGAUGUCUUGGUAACACUGACUCCGUUGAUUCAAUGGCUAGCUGAUUUCGCGUCGAAAUAUGUCGGUGUUCUGUUUGUAAAACAAGGAAACGAUUUACUGCCAGCUGCCAGUCUUCGCUAUGAUAAUCAUUGCAUCCUGUUGCUGAAACAGAUGCUGCUUCUUGUGAUAAUUUGGUCAAAACAGUCAUCACGGAUAUUACCAUAUUGUAUUGGUCCAAUAGAAAAGCAAGACUACAUUGUACAGUUGUUCAAGUUGAUGUCAAAACUUUGGAUGGUGAACCAUCAGAAAUUAGAUGUGGCAGACUUGGAGAAAAACGUAUCAGAGUUGGAAUCCUAUUUCACAAAUCAUCUGAGUUUCCUCUAUCAAUCUAUGAUCGUUUCUUCAACAAACCAAGGUAUUAUUGGCCAGCAGUCAUAUCUUAAUCCGAACGAGCCUGACGUAUACGAGUACGGCCAGAAACCACGUGAGCGUAUGUUGCCGUUGAGACUGCUGACCAGUCAAUACAAUGGAGACGUUGAUGUCGUCAGCAAGUUUCUUCUUGGCAACGACUCUGGCGUUAUUUUACGACGUUGCACGAGGUGCAACGGUUUGUCUCAGUUACCUCAAACGAAAGAAAAGCUCGAGAAUAUUUGGGAACAGAAAUGGACAAAGUUUUGUAUUUGUGGAGGUGCUUGGAAACUAGCUAAGUCAAAUUGAUUUCCUAUAAGAAUGGUCUCGCUUGAACACAAACAUUAGUACAUAGGCAACGGGUAUUUGAAGAGACGUGUUCAAAUGGAAAAAUUCUCACUUAUUUGUUUAUUUAUGUUUCAAAUAAAGUUAUGGUUGUUUAACUUAA